AUGUCUUCCUGGAACCCACCCCAGAACUACUCUACUCGCCCAGUCGCAGUACUCGGAGCUGGCGUACUCGGACGACGCAUCGCCUGCAUCUGGGCCUCAGCAGGGUACACCGUCCACGUCCGCGAUCCCAGCGCAGACCAGCGCGCCGCAGCAACAGACUACGUCGCCACGAACGUCGUGUCCUAUGCACAGAAAACCCGCAAAACGCCAGGCAAAGUCACCACCUUCGAACACCUCCCUGAAGCAGUGGCGAAGGCAUGGCUGGUCAUCGAGGCCGUGCCUGAGAUCCUCUCCCUCAAGACGACCACAUUCGCUGACCUCGAGAAACUCGCACCAGAGGACUGUAUCCUCGCCUCGAACUCGUCUUCGUACAAGUCGUCCGAGAUGUUGGGUGGUGUAGUAUCUGAGACUACGAAAUCCCGCAUCCUCAAUAUGCACUACUACAUGCCUCCCGAGUCGAUGAUGGUCGAGCUCAUGACGGACGGAUAUACGGAUGUCUCCAUCUUCCCCUUUCUCGUGGAGAAGUGUCGAGAAGCCGGUACAUCGCCGUAUGUGGCGAGACGGGAGUCGACGGGGUUCAUUUUCAAUCGUCUCUGGGCGGCCAUCAAGCGUGAGGUAAUGAAUAUCCUCGCUGAGGGGGUAUCGGCGCCGGAGGAGAUUGAUGCGAUGUGGAUGGAGAAUUUCGUGGAGGGGAGGAUUCCGCCUUGCCGGACUAUGGAUAAGGUUGGUCUGGAUACGGUUGCGUUUAUCGAAAGACACUAUAUUCAAGAACGGGGUCUGCCAUCUGAAAAGACUGUCGAUUUUCUCAAGGCGGAAUACCUCGACCAUGGCAAGCUGGGAAACAAGUCCCCCAAGGGUGGUCUUUAUCCCUCUUCAGAGACAUCCAAUGGUCACUCUGAGGACAAAAUCAUCGUGCUGGAUCUUGGUCUAUCAGCAGCCAGCCCUGGGUUGGAGUCUGGCGAGAUUCUCGAAAUGACCACUAGUGGCAAGAUCACGCGAUCUCUCGUGUCUAAACAAGCUCUUCCUGAUGGACUGGCUGUUGACAAAGCCAGUGGCCGCAUGUUCUGGACGUGCAUGGGAGUCCCUGGAAAGAAUGAUGGAGCUGUAUACUCGGCCAACCUAGACGGCAGCAGCAUUGAGACGCUCGUUGCGCCUGGAGUCAUCAACACCCCGAAACAACUGGCUCUGGAUGCUGUGGCGAAGAAAGUCUACUUUGCCGAUCGUGAAGGCGCCAGAAUCUACCGGUGCAGUUUCGAUGGAAGCAACUUGGAAGUGUUGAUUGACAACAGCACGGAUGACGUCUUGAACUGGUGCGUUGGCAUCGCCGUCGCCCCUACUCUGGGUCUGUUCUUCUGGACACAAAAGGGGCCUUCAAAGGGUGGGAAGGGGCGCAUUUUCGGUGCUCCUAUUGCGGGCAAUGGAAAAAGACAAGAGAUAAAAUGCGUCCUAUCCGAUCUACCCGAACCGAUUGAUCUGGAAGUGGACGAGAACUCUCGGAUGCUAUACUGGACCGACCGAGGCGAGAUCCCGUACGGCAAUUCACUGAAUAAAAUCCAGCUGGGUGAUUCUGGGCUUCUUUUGGAUACUCAGAGUACUCUUUGCAGACAUUUCAAAGAGGCAAUUGGGUUGAAAUUGGAUGUACCAAAUGGGCAUGUAUACGUGACGGAUCUGGGCGGGAAUAUCUACCGCUGCAGUCUGGAUGGGAACAAGGAGAGGGUUUACUCGGAUGAUUACCGUGCUUUUACAGGCAUUGCUAUUGUGUAGUUAACUUUUGUCUUAUUGUCGGAUGACUGAACCUCGGUACUUCCUCGGCCCGUCGCCACCGAUAAAACUGUCUCGGGAACCCGAGGAUCGUCAUUCUUCAUCCCUGCAACCAAUUUAAUUUAAUCAAUCGAGCUAAUAUAAUGUCCUCUCGGCGCCAUCGUUCUACUGUUGCUUGUCAGCACUGCAGACGUCGCAAGGUACGCUGCAGUUUAAUGGUCACUGGCGUACCCUGUAUUGGCUGUACGCAGGAUGGCCAGGAAUGCGUGAUUCCUCCAGCAAAGGCGCCGUAAGCACGACAUCGUAAUAAUUAUGAGGAUGAGACUGA
Aspergillus wentii DTO 134E9 is the source of this 2089-nucleotide messenger RNA. Its product is annotated as putative 3-hydroxyacyl-CoA dehydrogenase. Gene Ontology annotation, molecular function: oxidoreductase activity, acting on the CH-OH group of donors, NAD or NADP as acceptor; NAD+ binding. The record is from RefSeq and is a predicted model, not a curated record. NCBI's taxonomy places the organism in Eukaryota, Fungi, Ascomycota, Eurotiomycetes, Eurotiales, Aspergillaceae. Gene Ontology annotation, biological process: fatty acid metabolic process. The transcript has 3 exons. Bases 1 to 1764 code for a protein of 587 amino acids.